Peniophora sp. CBMAI 1063 is the source of this 363-nucleotide messenger RNA. NCBI's taxonomy places the organism in Eukaryota, Fungi, Basidiomycota, Agaricomycetes, Russulales, Peniophoraceae. The record is from the annotation of a GenBank genome assembly.
AUGGCCUUCAAUCCGCUCACGCAGAGGACAGAGGCGGACUCUUCGCCGCCACUGACGCCGCCGUCCUCGCCUGAACACUCGCCCGUGCGACGAUUUCCGAUUAACAAGAUCGUGAUACUGGUCACAUCGGACUCCGAGCUCUUCCGUACGGCCGAGAUCACCGGCUUCACGGACGCUCCGUCCAUCAAGGGGCCUGUAUUCGCAAAGCUCCAGAUCUGGAACGAGCGCAACCAGUACGCGUUUUUUCAGACCGUCGACGGACAGGCUACGAGCGGCGCAUUAUCCGAUGAGGAGUUGUGCCGGUUGUGCGUCGAGGAAGGGGAUCGGAGGGGUUCGUUGAGGUUCUUGGUUGCGAGGCCUUGA